AUGGAUGCAACGGUGGGAAACGAGGGAAAAGACUCAGAAUCAAAAUAUAAGAAGUUCGAAGUUCAUGAAGGUAUCAUUUUUUGCGUUGAGCUCUCUGAAGCUAUGUUCAAAGAGCCCUUUGAUCUCAACAAAGUUCAACUCCUCGAAAUACUGGAAACUCUUCUCGAGCUCAUGACACAAGUCAUAAUAAUCCUGCCCGGUACAGGAAUUGGAUGCUUCUUUUUCCAAUGCAGUCAUGAAGGUGCAAAAGGCGGCAUCUAUGAGUUUUUACCCUUGCUUGACGUCAAUGCUAGAAGCAUGAAGAAGCUCAAUGAUCUACUUGACGAUCUAAAGAUGAAUAUUACUACUUUAAAUGAGCAAUUCCCAUUCAAUGACAAGCAAAACACGUCGCUUGAAGCAGUAUUUGUACUUUUGCAGGAGCAGUUUUCUCGAAGCGUGCAGGGGCAGAAAGCCUAUAAUAACAAGAAGAUAUUUCUAUUCACCGAUAAUGACCGUCCAAAAGAGUCAGACGACCGUGAAGCUAAAAACAGGCUUCGGAAAGUCAUCGAUGACCUCGAUGAUUCAUUCAUAAACAUCAUCCCUUUUUUUGUUGGUUCUGAGCAGAGACCUUUUGAUCAAAGCUUCUAUAGCGACAUACUUAAGCUGGGUGCAAAGAAAAAAGCAUCAGAUGGCCCCUUUAAGUAUGAAGGCCCUAACACGACGCCAAUAAGCGCUAAGCUCAUUAAAUCUCGCGUGCUUAGAAAGAAGGAAAUCAAAAGAGUUCGCUUCCAAUGUUCUUUAAUACUUAACGAAGCCUCAGACUUUCAAGUGUCAAUCAAAGGGUACACAACAAUAUCCCACGAAAGAGCAGGCUCAAAAUACAAACAGGUAUAUGAUCAUGACGGACUACGGAAGGAAGCUUUGUCCCACCGCAAGUAUUUGGACGCCAAUACAGGAGAAGAUGUCACCGAAAGAGUUGUCAAAGUCUUCAAGUUUGCCGAGGUGGAUAUUGAGCUUUCAGAAGACGAGAUCGCAAAAAUGAAUAGAGACUAUUCUUCUUACGAUUCGUUCCUGAAACUGGUUGGGUUUCGAGACACAAAUAGAUGCGUGUUUUACUUCAACAACAUCAGCAACAGUUCUUUCGUUGUUCCGGAUGAUUCUGUAUUUAAAGGUUCCAUCAAAACAAUGGCAUCUUUAUUCAGAAAACUCAGAGAGAAGCAAAAGUCUGCUGUAGUCUGGGGGAAGCUGAAAAGUAAUUCCAACCCGUCAUUGUACACUUUGACACCUUCAAACUUCAAUGAUCAUAACGAAGGAUUUUACUUGACAAGAGUACCUUUCAUAGAUGAGAUACGAAAGUUCCCCCCCACAGCCUAUCAUGGGAACUUGUCCAAAACCAAAACCUUCGAGCAAAUGUGCAAAAUCACAGAAACGCUGAUAAGCUAUUUUAGUUUAAGACAUUCCUACAGACCUUCUGAUUUCGAAAACCCAACUCUUCAAAAGCACUUUGAAUUAUUGCAUGAUUACCUACUACAAGUCGAAGUUGACCCCACUUCAGGAUCCAAAGAGCACCUUUUGAAGAAAGAUGAUACUCUGCUAAAGCUACACCAGGUACGAGCAAAAAUACUGGAGUCAGCAGAAUCAGACGACCCGGUUCAGGCCAGACUCAGUAAUUAUGUAAAGGCCUGGAACAGCAUGUAUAAUCGAGAACUCAACGGAGAUCUGGAGCCUGAAACUACUUCCAAGAAAUCAAAGAAAUAA
Messenger RNA from Lachancea thermotolerans CBS 6340, 1737 nucleotides. It is a transcript of the gene YKU70, whose product is annotated as ATP-dependent DNA helicase YKU70. NCBI's taxonomy places the organism in Eukaryota, Fungi, Ascomycota, Saccharomycetes, Saccharomycetales, Saccharomycetaceae. Gene Ontology annotation, cellular component: nucleus; Ku70:Ku80 complex. The transcript has a single exon. Gene Ontology annotation, molecular function: damaged DNA binding; telomeric repeat DNA binding; DNA helicase activity. Gene Ontology annotation, biological process: cellular response to gamma radiation; cellular response to X-ray; telomere maintenance. The record is from RefSeq and is a predicted model, not a curated record. Bases 1 to 1737 code for a protein of 578 amino acids.